GCCAAGCCAAGGUACAGAUGUACCAAGGUAGCGUUCGGCUGGUUGCCCACAUGCAGAGCCGAGGCACGUGUAAAUCCCAAUCCCGUCCAGCUCGAGCCUUUGUAGACAACCAGACGGACGACCUUCGUGCUAGUCCAACCCAGCAGCCCACCCUCUCUGCCCAGUCGCCCAGGACCCUACCGAGUCUAUAUACAGAUCAUCACACCACACAACCCCUUCUUAGCCACGGCCUGACCGGACUGUCGGGGUGUCCCCUUCCUCGCGACAAGACGCCGUCCUGCCUCGACCCCACCUGUCGUAGAUAAACGCGUCUCUUUCCUCGAGUCUAUUUCUUGUCGUGCAAGUCUUCUCUGGCGGCGACCAGCGCAUUCCGAGACAGCAUCGAGCCCUUCAAGGACUUCCGAACCUCCAUAUACGCCUCAAGGACCUCCCGCUCCCCAACGUCUCCCAGAUCCGACAGGUCCAUGGCCUCCUCAUCCGGCGGCCGAGGCCAGGGAGGCCCCGCCGCAUCACCGGCCCCCCUCUCGGCCAAGGCCACCAACGACCCCGUCCUCCGCAACACGCUUCGGUACACCAUCUCGGCCCGCGAGUACGCCCUCCUCCACCGAUAUGUCCUGUCCAAGUCACGCCAGCUGAAGAAGCGCGUGCCUACCGUCGAGACGGUCAACCGCAUCAUGAACGGCGAUGCGGGAACCAGCGCCGACAGGAAGGCCAAGGCAAAGUCCAAGGACGCCGGCGCCCCGGUGGACAUGACCGUCGCCGACGUGGGCAGCACGAGCGCCGGUGUGAACGCUGGCGCUGGCGCUAUCCUGGGUGCCGACGACUACAACGCGCGCGCGGUGCGGCACUCCAUCCGUGUCUUUGCCACCACCGCUGUUGCGCUCAAGGCAUGGGGCGUGGUCGCGGCGAGGUUCAUGGGCCAGAAGCAGGACCCCAAGCUCAAGAAGCAGCCGGCCUACAAGUCGCCCGUCUUCCGGCUGUCCCUGUCGCUGAGCAGCAUCUUGCUCCUGUACAGGCUGCUGUUCCGCUUCUUCACCAGGCUGAGGCUGCAUAUCCUCGACGCCUCUGCCGAGCCGUUCAGGAAGAGGAACCCCAGGACCGCAGACACCCUCACAUCGCCGUAUGCGCCUGCUGUCGGCGCAUCCCUGGCCGGCCUGGCCCUGGGCAUCUACCCGGCGGAGCAGCUUCGCGUCACUGUCGCCAUAUAUACCAUGUUCAGGGCACUGGAGUUUGGCUGGAAUUUUGCCGAGGACGGAGGGUUGGUGUGGGGAAGGGAGAAGAACGGCCGCAUGAAGAAGAGGCCGUGGUGGUUCGGCAGCUGGUUACUUCAGCCCUUCGCAUUUGGACAGCUCCUACACUCGUUCGUGUUUGACCUCGACUGCUUUCCUACAGCAUAUGGCGAUUUCAUCUUGAAGAACUCAUCAGCAUACCUGCACAAGCGCCCCAAGGACUACCCUCCGGGCUUGAAGUGGCCCGGCACGCGGGAGGUGGUAGAUAGUCUCGGCCAGAUGGCUCGGCUUAAUUGGCCGCCCUAUAUCUCACCAACCCUGUUUCCAAACAAGGAGGAGACCCUCCCGCCGACGCUCACGAACAUCUCCCCGCUCACAGCUCCGGCUCAUCCUCUAAUCACAGCACUCAGCUGCGCAACCCUGCACCCGCAGGACCCAUCAUGCAGUCGGACGUUCUUGACCUUCUGGCUGCGCUCGUUCCCGCCCCUGACGCGCUUCUUCCUGCUGGUAUACUCCGCUUUCCUGAUCCCCAAGUACAAGGCGCUGUACAACUUCCCGUUCACGACACUCAACAAGCUCGUCAUGAACGCGCUGCGCAUGAGCACGUUCGUGACGGGCUCCAUCGCGUCCGCAUGGGCGUCGAUCUGCUUCUUCCAGGCCUGGCUGCCCCGGUCCUUCCUCGCGACGCAGCGCUUCUUCCUCGGCGGGUUCCUGGCCGGGUUCUGGGCGUGGGUCGAGCGCAGGCAGGGGCGUGGCGUGUUCCUCUACUCGGCGCGCGCGUCCGUCGACAGCCUGUGGAAGGUCGGCGUCAAGAGGCGCUGGUGGAAGGCCAUGCGGGCGGGCGACGUCUGGGUGUUCGUCCUGGCUGUCAUGAUCACGGGCGCCGUGUACGAGCAGGACGCCAGGGCCGUCAGGGAGGACUCGUGGAGGAAGGGGAUAAGCUGGAUGCGGGGGCAGGGGUUCAGGGACUGGUCCGUGGAGAGCGAGGAGGACCUGAGUGACGAAGAUGAGCAGCAGCCUGAAGACCAGGAUGGGCAGAGCGAUGAUGACAGCCAAUUUGUCGAGAGCGUUGAGUUUGUAGAGCGCCCUGCUUAGGUGACGGCGCUUUUUGACUUUUACGAGGUCGUUACGGCACGUCGAGUUGAGGCGAUGGCUAUGCUAUGGACGGGCGGGGUGUGUGCCUGACAACGACGCGUGCAUGAAUUCAUGGUUUAUGAGCAAUGAACGAAUUGCCUAAUGGAUACCUAGGUACUUUAAUGUAUUGUUUUGUGGCCCAUUGUCUGAAAUGGCCAGAAAGUUGUGCGAGGAUCAGGUCAUGGUUCUAGGGAAAUCUCAAAUAGCGACACCCACUUGGCAGAACCAAAGGCUCUUGAACUCUUUUA
Messenger RNA from Diaporthe batatas, 2611 nucleotides. RefSeq lists its product as uncharacterized. The transcript has 3 exons. The record is from RefSeq and is a predicted model, not a curated record. The coding region runs from base 465 to 2324 and encodes 619 amino acids. NCBI's taxonomy places the organism in Eukaryota, Fungi, Ascomycota, Sordariomycetes, Diaporthales, Diaporthaceae.